Sarcophilus harrisii (Tasmanian devil) is the source of this 2860-nucleotide messenger RNA. It is a transcript of the gene IL18RAP, whose product is annotated as interleukin 18 receptor accessory protein. Gene Ontology annotation, molecular function: interleukin-18 receptor activity. The record is from RefSeq and is a predicted model, not a curated record. The transcript has 10 exons. The coding region runs from base 118 to 1881 and encodes 587 amino acids. Lineage: Eukaryota; Metazoa; Chordata; Mammalia; Dasyuromorphia; Dasyuridae. Gene Ontology annotation, biological process: interleukin-18-mediated signaling pathway.
CAUUUCUCAAUUUAGACAAAUAAAGGAGAUUAUGAAGAUGAACACCUAUUGCAUUCUAUAUUAUGAUCUUUCACCAGCAUAGAAAUACUGAAGCAAAGCAAGAAAACUGAAAGCACAAUGUUUUCUUUGUAUUGCAUCCUUUUUUGGCUUGUCAGAAGGAUAUUAGUAAAAGGAGACUUUGACCUAUCAGGCUGUCCUUCUACAGAAAGUACUUGGAGAUACCGUGCAAGGAGUGGAGAGAAGUUUUUAUUAUUCUGUGAUGUUCCUAGACAAGGUCUUUGCCACAAGAGAAAUCUUUCAAAGAAACAAUGUAGUAGUACUGUAUACCAAGGAAUCAGUUAUUCAUCUGACAUCCAAUGGUACAAACAAUCUCAAAAUGGAUUACAACCAUAUGCUGCUAUUCAGAAUAACCACCCUCACAUCAUAUGGGAAAAUAAUUCACUUCAAUUUUCACCAGUUGGUUUCAAUGAUUCUGGGUCUUAUAUUUGUACAAUCAAGUAUAAACCAAAUCCUGUAAAAGAGUCCAGGAAAUCAAAGGAGAUGAAUUGUUUUCUUAAGAUAAUCUUAGAAGUUCAACCAAAGGAGAAGACACCCUGUAUGGACUCUGUAAAAAAUGAGCUAUACCUUCUCAUUGGUAGCACUGAUCUAGUUCCUUGUCCUGCAGUGGACUGUGAGGGAAAUUUACAAAGGGAAGACAUAACAUGGUACAAGAAUGGACAGCUAUAUCCUAAUCAGAGAAAAGCUUACAUAGAUUUUAAAGAAAUUUACUAUGAAGAUCAUGGUGUGUAUGUAUGUGAUUAUAACCAGUUUGUUAACUCAACUUGGUGGAUAAUCAGAGCAGUUGUUGAAGUGAAAACAAUUGUGAAAAAUACUUUAUCCAUACCAAUCAUUUUGGAUCCAACACAUGACAUGUUCACAUUGGAAGUGGAGCUAGGAAAACCAUUGAUUCUUGAAUGCAAAAUACGUUUUGGCUUUGAAAGAAAUUUUAAUCCUGUGAUAAAAUGGUAUGUGGAAGAUGCUAAGCUUAAUAAGGAAGAACUAAAACAAGAAAACAAAAGUAUCAUAAAACAAGUGGAGUGGGAAACUAUCCAUUACAUUGCCUACUUGAAGAAAGUAACUAAAAAGGAUCUACUAAGGAAUUUUAUAUGUUUUGCCCAGAAUUCUGUGGGAAAUAGUACACGAACCAUCAAGCUGAAACAGAAAAGAGGAGUGUUUUUCAUAUACAUAAUAUUUGGCACCACUAUAACACUAGUGACAAUCCUCAUGACAAGUGCAUUCAUCUAUCGUUACUGGGUUGAAAUAGUCCUUCUGUACCGAACUUACAAGGCCAAGGAUGAAACUCUAGGAGAUAGAAAAGAAUUUGAUGCCUUUGUGUCCUAUGCUAAACAAGACUCCUUUGAUAAUCUGGACCCUUCAUUUCUGAAUGAGGGGAGCUUUGCAUUGGAUUUACUCCCUAAAGUUUUGGAAAAAAAAUAUGGAUACACUUUGUGUUUGUUUGAAAGGGAUGUGACCCCAGGAGGAGCUUACACAGAAGAUAUUGUGAAAAUCAUCAAGCAAAGUCGGAGAGUCAUUUGUGUCCUGAGCCCCAGAUAUGUGAGCAGUCCUGCUGUUUUUGAACUGCAAGCCGCAAUCAAUCUUGCCUUGCAAGACCAAACACUGAAACUCAUUUUAAUUAAAUUUUCUCCCUUCAGAGAGACAGAUUCUUUACCUCACCGAGUGAAGCAAGCCCUUGCUGUACUCCCCACUAUCACUUGGAGAAGUUCAAAAUCAAUACCUCCAAAUUCCCGAUUCUGGAACUGCGUCCGCUACCAUAUGCCUGUGAAAAACCGUGGGGAUUUAGAAGGAAAAGGGUUCAAGAUUUUUCCUAGAAUUUGCUCAUAAUAAAAAAAAAAAAUCGCUAUUUCAGAAACCACUGGGAGGCGCUACUGGCUCAAGGAAUGGUAAAGUCAGAGGCCCUGCCUUGCCAAGAGACUUCAAGUAAUACAAUGGAAGUUUUCCUACAGGUCAGUGCUAGACCUGUGGGCUUGGAGCUAAGGACAGUACUGUACAUCCUUAGUCUUUCUUCACUGACUGUACAUCCUUAGUCUUUCUUCACUGGAGAGGAAGUACAUUCCCCAAACUCCAUGUUGCCUCUCGGAUAUGGGAAUGAAUUCAACAGCAGAAAAUUACAAAAGCUAAUCUAGGUGCAUAGGCAAAUUCUGUCAUUUAAAUGAUCCCUGAUAUAUUGUAUAUAUGACUUUUUUUGUCUGUUAACAAAAUCAAGUGAAAGUUUUACAUUUGAAAUGAUUAUAACCCUAGUUAAAGUACUAACCAAUUUUGAAGUGUUGGGAAGGAGGAGGUGUAGAUGGAGCAUUAAAUGGGUAUGACCACAAGGCAGAGUCAGGAGUAGGAUGGCCUUAACUACUCAAGCCGGUGACUAACAGGAUAAGUAGCCAAGAGGGCAGGUAUAAAUAAUAGGCAAAUAGCAUGGGGAAAUGAAAGGAUUAUGGAAUAGAGGUAAAAAGAUGGAGGAUGAAGUCUCAAGUUCACUGAUGUUAAUUUUUAAAGUUACUUUAAACAAGCCUUUAUAAUUCUCUGGACUUCAGUUUCUUCAUCUGUAAAAUGAAAGAUGUGCUAUGUAAGUAUAAAGGUCACUUCCACUUCUGAGAUUUGAUGAUUUCAUGAGUGGGGAGAUCAGUAGUCAGAAAUAAAAAACUGAAGAAGACAAUCAAGGCUAUGCUAGAGCCAACUUUCAGGAAUUUGGAAGAACUUAUUGUUGAAUUUACAGUUUCAGCCCUGGAAAUUGACUUGGUAUAUUAUUUUGUAGAUAUUAAAAAGUAAUGGAGAAAAUUCUAAUAAUGCAAAUUAAACUUAAAAGUAU